Messenger RNA from Neltuma alba, 1344 nucleotides. Its product is annotated as vinorine synthase-like. The coding region runs from base 1 to 1344 and encodes 447 amino acids. The record is from RefSeq and is a predicted model, not a curated record. The transcript has 2 exons. NCBI's taxonomy places the organism in Eukaryota, Viridiplantae, Streptophyta, Magnoliopsida, Fabales, Fabaceae.
AUGGCAGAAGCUAAGGUUGAGAUUGUAUCCCAAGUCACCAUAAAGCCAUUAUCUCCAACUCCGAAUCACCUUAAACACUUCCAAAUUUCUCUCCUUGACGAGAUAGCUACUCCUCCUUCUUUUUAUGUUCCCGUUGUUCUCUUCUACUCUGCUUCUGAUCAUGAUUUUUUCAAAGUGUCUCAAAAGUUGAAGACUUCGCUAUCUCAAAUUCUCACUCUCUAUUAUCCAUUCAGUGGAAGAAUCAAAAGAAAUAAAAGCAAUCUCUAUGUUGAUUGCAAUGAUGAGGGUGUCCUUUACCUUAAAGCUAGAGUCCCCUCAAAGCUCUCAGAUUUUCUCAAGGGUAAUACCAACGAACAACUCAAUGAGACUAAAGGGUUUCUUCCAUUAGAUCCCUAUAAGCCUAAACUAGACGAUGAUGAUGAAGAUCGUCUAAUAAUGGCUGUUCAGGUUACUGAGUUUUGCUGUGGAGGUAUAGCAAUUGGUUUGUGCAUCUCACACAAGGUUUGUGACGCAACAUCAGUAGCUUCUUUCCUCAAAGCUUGGUCCCAAAGGGCAAUGGGAGAAGCUUCUUCUUCACCUCUUAAUAUGGAAGCUUCUUUUCUUUUUCCACCCAAAGGCGUAGGGAUUGACAUCAAUGACAGGGUAGGUGAGAAAAACAUUACAACAAAGAGAUUUCUGUUUAGUGAAAAUAGCUUGUGCAAAUUGAAAGAAGAAAUUUCAAGAAGUUGUGGCUUUACACCUACCAGAGUUGAAGCUGUGACAGCUUUGAUAUGGAAAUCGGCGUUGGAAGCUGCAAGAAACACAGAACCAAGUGACAAAAGUACUUCAUUCCUGUUACAUGCCGUGAACAUCCGUGGCCGGAUGCAGCCGUCGUUGCUGGAAAAUUCUUUAGGUGAUGUUGGCAUGCGUAAUCCUUUUGUAUAUGCAAUUUCUCCAUUGUUUGAAGUUGACAAAGAAACGAAGAUGAAGCUACAAGAUUUGGUAGAAGUAGUGAUAAAAACCAUAAAAAUGGUUGAUGGAAAUUAUGUGCGUAAGCUUCAAGGAGAUGGUCAGGAGCUUAUGGAGACUCUUGAACCAAUGUCACACAAGUUGGUGGCUAAGAAAGAUGUUCCUUGUUAUAGCUUCAGUAGUUGGGUGAGGUUUGGUUUUUAUGAAACAAGUUUCGGAUGGGGCAAGCCAACCUGGGUCUGUACUAUUGGAGUGCCUAUAAAAAAUGUGAUCAUUUUGAUGCCAACUUGUUCUGGAGAUGGAGGAUUAGAGGCUUGGAUCACUUUGAAUGAGCUUCAUAUGUGCCAAUUUGAAACCCAUCCUCUACUUCUUCAAUUUGUUUCUUCUAAUCCAUAA